ACAGGGAUAGAACUUUGAGGUGGAAACUGGUGCCAAGUUGCACCACAAGGUUACAAAAAAAAUAAGGUCAAAAAGAGACGGCUAUUAAUAUCAAUGGCGGUGUGGCAUUAAACAAUGCUCUUCAUGGGGUCACUGAAGAUAAUGGCGUUGAUAUUUAUCAUAAAAAAACAAAAUUUAGUCAACACUUCAUAAUCUAAAAAAGGGGUAAAAAAUAUUUCCAUUACAGAAAACAAGAACAAUCUCCUUCCUAGUUCCUCCUCUUUCUUGUCUAACAAGAAAUGGUGACAGUGAACACACCUGAGUAUGAUAGAACAAGCGAACUGAAAGCUUUUGAUGACACAAAAGCUGGAGUUAAAGGCCUUGCCGAUGGUGGAAUCACGAAGGUCCCUCGAAUAUUUCAUCAACCGCCUGAAAAACUCCACAAAUUCCCAGUUUCAAACGAUUCCCAGUUCAGUAUUCCGGUCAUAGACCUUGAAGGAGUGAACAAUGAUCCGAUUACUCGAAAGGAAGUGGUGGAUAAAGUUGGAAAUGCAUCAAGGAAAUGGGGUUUUUUCCAAGUAAUCAAUCAUGGGAUUCCAGUUAGUGUCAUGGAGGAGAUGAAGGAUGGUGUUAGGAGGUUUCAUGGGCAAGAUGUUGAAGUGAAAAAGCAAUAUUAUACUCGUGAUUUUACGAAACCAGUGGUUUAUAACAGCAAUUUCGAUUUGUAUACAAGUUUAGCAGUCAAUUGGAGAGAUACAUUUUUCAGCCGUAUGGCUCCUGAUCCUCCAAAAAUGGAAGACUUGCCACCAGUUUGCAGGGAUAUAAUGGUGAAUUACUCGAAACAAGUGAUGAAUUUGGGUAAUUUACUGCUGGAAUUGCUGUCCCAAGCUCUUGGGUUGAAACCUGACCACUUGAAAGACAUGGACUGUGGCAGGGGCCUUCUUAUGCUAUGCCACUAUUAUCCAGGGUGUCCUAAGCCAGAAUUGGCUUUGGGAACAAGUAAGCAUGCAGACAAUGAUUUCUUCACUGUGCUGCUUCAAGAUCAUAUUGGUGGUCUCCAAGUACUCCAUGAAGACAAAUGGAUUGAUGUGCCUUGUUCUCCUGGGGCUUUAGUGAUUAACAUUGGUGAUCUUUUACAGCUUAUUUCGAACGAUGCUUUCGUCAGCGUGGAGCAUAGAGUGCUGGCAAACUCGGACGGACCAAGAGUUUCAGUGGCAUGUUUUUUCAGCACUUCACUCAAGUCGGACCCGGUACUGUACGGACCUAUCAAGGAACUGUUAUCAGAAGGGAAUCCACCAAAAUACAGGGAAACCACAGUGAGAGAUUAUGUUAUAUACUCCAAUGGAAGAGGGCUUGAUGUUGAUGGUACUUCUCCCUUGCUGCAUUUCAGGUUAUGACCCCAUGAUAUGAAAUAUCAGCUUAAGAAUGAAUAAUUUGGUAGAUUUCUUAUGAUUGAACUGUGUAUUGGGCAUAUCUGGUUGGAUCUAUGAUUUAGAAUUUAUGAUGUUAUCAUAAUCAAUUGUGAUAAAUAUUGUUAUCAGUUUGUAAUCACUAUUUAAACUCACAAUCUGCCACUAUAUUGGAAGUAGCAUGCAUAACAUGACAUCCUCCUAAUAAAAUAUAUCGGUAGCAUAAUUUUUAAAA
Molecule: messenger RNA, 1623 nt
Organism: Gossypium arboreum
Lineage: Eukaryota; Viridiplantae; Streptophyta; Magnoliopsida; Malvales; Malvaceae
Product: 1-aminocyclopropane-1-carboxylate oxidase homolog 1-like
Exons: 3
Coding region: 279-1376 (365 amino acids)
Source: RefSeq, a predicted model, not a curated record